AUGGAAGAUCAGGAACUGUGCCAGGAGUCCCCUCAGGCCGCAGAGGUUGUCAAAACACCGGUAAAAUGUGAAAUCAAGCGGUACAGCGAGAUCUUCAGAGACUUUGACAAUCUCGACUUGUCUUUUAUCCCCAUUGACAAAGAUGAUCUGAUGGUUGAUGCCUUAGAGUUUAACUCGCAGAAUAUCGCCGAUGAGAAUACAGAAAUCGCUGAACGUGAAGCAUCUGAAAGCUGUGUAACCUUUGAAGGUGAUGGAAUCACAUCAGUCCACGAGGCCGACUUGGCGCUCUGCCGCUGCGAGGACGGCGUGGAGACGGCCCUGCAGUACGCCAAGAUGUGGUGCCGCUACGCUAAAGAUCUCCUGGCCUGGAUGGAGAAGAAGCUCAGCUUGGAACAAGAAUUUGCAAAAAAUGUCAUGAAGGCAUCAGAAGCGGCAAAAGUCAGUUUGGCGUCACAGGAAACUAUGCCCCUGCACUUUAUCUACACAAUGGCUCUGGAACAAGACGUGAAGAACAGUGCGAACUCUAGGAAGACGUCGGAGCUGGUGCAAAACCGCUGUUACCAAGCCUUGGCUGCCAAGAGGAAUGAGAUUGAUAAGUGGCGGCGGGAAUUCAAGGAACAGUGGGUGAGGGAGCAGAGGAAAAUGAACGAAGCUGUGACGGCACUGAAAAAGUCUCGUCAGCAAUAUUUUCAGCGGUGCGACGAGCUGGAGAAGGCGAAAGCGAUCACGGCUAAAACUGCUGACGACAUGGGUGCCAACAAAACUCUGGACAAAAGGAGAAAGUCCAAGGAUGAAGCCCAAUCCAAGGUGUUGGAGUCCGAGCUCUUAUACAGACACUGCGUGCAUGACGCCAGAAUCCACCAAGAAGAACUGGUGAAGGUCAAAGAGAGGAUUAUCUCUCACACCCGCAAGCUGAUCUGUCAAGGAGACACUGUGCUCAAGCAGGUGACGGUCAACAUGUUCUACUACCAGCGGCAGCAGACGGAGCCGGUGCCUCUGGGGUAUCACCACCUGGAGCUGACGUGCCGCUCGCUGGAGCCCGGCGAGCCCUAUCUGAUGUACGUACGCGGCAGGCGGCGCCGGGAGAUGCCGCAGCAGAUCUUCUCCUUUCAGGAGUAUGUGCCUCAGGGAAAGAGGAACAAGCGUAAAACCAACAACUCCUCACCCCACACAGAUGAAAGUCCUUCUAGACACGGUAACAUCUCAUUUGUUUGAAUGCCAAUUAAUAUGAAUAUUAAUCCAAAUGUCACGAUAGGGAGAUUCGGCUACAGUGACAGCGAGAGCGUCGGCGGUAGUCUGGAAUCUCUGUCCAGCCCUGCUCACGGUCACAGACGGCUCCACAGAACAACAUACAACUUGUGCGCCGACGAGGCGGACGACCGCGAUGUGGCAUCUGAAUCAGAAUGCUUGGACAGCCGGCAAGUCAGGGUUCGCACCCCAUCCCGGGCUGCGCUGACUCACCGACUGAGGAAAUUGAAGAGCAAGAUAGUCAAAUGCAAGCAGUGCGACAACUACAUUUACGUCAACGGCGUGGAAUGCGAGGAGUGCGGGCUGGGUUUUCACAGGAAGUGCAUGGAAGUGUGUCAGACGGAGUGCUGUAACCAAAAGGGGACGCUGUUUGGCGUUCGCUUGUCCUUAUUGCUACGGGACGCGACGGAUGAUGUACCGUUCGUGGUGCAACGAUGCACGGCGGAGAUCGAGAGUCGCGCUCUUUCGUUGCAGGGGGUGUAUCGGGUAAGCGGGUCCAAACCUCGUGUCCAAAAGUUGUGCCAGGCCUUGGAGGAGCUCAAGGAGGACGUAGACCUGUCGGAGGUGUCGCCACAUGACAUCACCUGCGUCCUCAAGCACUUCUUCAAGGAGCUGCCGGAUCCCCUACUGACAUUUGAGCUCUACAACGAAUUCAUUGCGGCGGGGAGGAGCGUCCAGCAACUAGGCGACUGGGAAUCCGCGCAGGACACCAAGGAGUUUGCAGACGUUUUGCGGAACCUGCAGCAACUACUGCAGAAACUCCCGUCGUGUAGUUACGGCACUUUGCGGCACCUCAUACUUCAUCUCUAUCAGGUUUCCUUAAACGACGAGAACAAGAUGUCCUCCUGCAAUUUGGGCAUUGUCUUCGGUCCGACUCUCUUGCGCCCCCCGGUGUGCACCGACCAGCCCUCCGUGGCCCUGCAGGAAAACGCCUACCAGGCUUUGCUGGUGGAAUUCCUCAUCUCGCAACACGACAAGGUCCUGCUCCCCCGCCGGACACCCGGGAUGUCCACCCCUCCUCCGGCGUGUCCACUCCAGGACACCCCGCCCAGAGACGCCUGUCCUCUUGAGGGGGACUUUGACAGCAGAGCAGAGCAAGGAACGACCUCAAGGGAGCGCCCUUACUCACUAGAAAGCGAAAGAAUGAAGAGAGAGUCAAGCGAGGGUUAUAUAUCGGACAAGUCUUCGUCCAAUGAGGCGGUGGACAAGCUCGGCCCCGAAGCCAAUGACAGAGCAGUCCUGGCUAUGAGCGGAUCCCAGACUAGUCACGACCCGACGGCGAGCUUCCCCUCAGACAAACCCCACUACCGCUUCACCAGGCAACCCGUCAAGUACCACCGCCAUCACAACCCCAGGGGCCGAGGUCCCGGCCAGCCGAGCCGCGACGUCGGACGUCCCUCCGCGCCUUCCGAGGAACCCUCGCGAAGCGCCGACAGCAGUCGCAGCUCCUCACCAGAAACUCACCGGAACUCUGACGACGUCCGGCCGACUCGUGGGGACGCCGCCGAGGACGUUCCGCCUCUUAGCCCGCGGGACGUCGUGCAGUACAUGCUCGGACUGGAGCCGGCGGCGGACCGCCAAGUGACGGACAACGAGAGGAAGGCCUCGUGCCGGUCGCCGAGGCCUCUUCCUCCAGAACAACGCUUGACCUCGCCCGUGCACACCAUCUUAUCUGGUUUGAAGUUGAGGCGGAGUCAAUCAGGCAAGGAGGAACAACUUUUUGUAUGA
Messenger RNA from Nerophis lumbriciformis (worm pipefish), 2976 nucleotides. Lineage: Eukaryota; Metazoa; Chordata; Actinopteri; Syngnathiformes; Syngnathidae. The record is from RefSeq and is a predicted model, not a curated record.